Molecule: messenger RNA, 5336 nt
Organism: Microdochium trichocladiopsis
Lineage: Eukaryota; Fungi; Ascomycota; Sordariomycetes; Xylariales; Microdochiaceae
Exons: 1
Coding region: 289-5211 (1640 amino acids)
Biological process (GO): lipid transport; transmembrane transport
Cellular component (GO): membrane; intracellular membrane-bounded organelle
Molecular function (GO): lipid carrier activity; ATP binding; ABC-type transporter activity
Source: RefSeq, a predicted model, not a curated record
CUCUGCCCUCCCUCAACCUCAUCAAGACAAGCCUGCCCGUGGCAGUGGCCGCCCUCUUUGCCCUUUCCCCCUCCCCGCAGCGACGAUGCUUCUGUAGCACACUUCAGAGAUCCGCCAUCCAUUCCUUGCUCAUUUUUGACCUGUUUGUUGACUGUCGUGCCGGCCCGCUCCAGCUCCCGCACGCACAUGGGCGCCCGCCGUUGAACGCCACCAGCGCCAACGACGACAGGUCGUACUUAGUAGGCGCCUGAGCUCCACGCUCGCCUGCGCCCGCGCAAUCCUAUCGCCAUGGCCUUCCUCCGCCAGACCUGGACCUUGACGGCAAAGAACCUCAAGGUCUUCCUCGUCCGCCGCUGGUUCGCCACCUUCUUCCACGCAUUCCUCCUCCCCAUCAUCAUCGCCGCCUUCCUCAGCUUCGUCCGCAACCUCUUUUCGCCCCCUGCCUACUAUGGCAUCGCCGACCCUCGCCCCAUCCGCACCUUGGGCCAAGGCCUCGGCGCCUCUGCUGGAUCUGGCCGCAACACUGUUGCCUUUGUCAACAACGGCCUGACUGGCGGCGACAUUGACCGCGUCAUUGACUCCCUCGCAGACAGCGUCACCGCCGCCGGCAAGAUUGUCGUGCGGCUCGACGCGACCUACCAGCUUGGGUCUACCUGCAAGAGCUCUCUGCGCGGCGUCACCGGUUGUUAUGGCGCCGUGGUCUUCUACUCGUCCCCGACCGAGGGCCCCUAUGGCAUCUGGAAUUAUACCAUUCGCGCCGACGGCGCCCUCGGCAAUAGGAUGGACGCCCGCUCGGCUGACAAUGACGUCCAGAUCUAUGCACUUCCCUUGCAGCGCGCCGUCGACGCCGCCAUCGUGAACAUUGACGGCACCGAGGGCGCCCGCGCGGCAUUUGCAGAAAUGCCCGACGAGUAUCUCUUCACCUCCAACACGGAGCAGGAGCGCGAGGAGCUCGUCCGGCAGCAGUACCAGGCGCAGCUCACCAAUGCCCUCGGUGUCGCCUUCAUCAUCAUCAUGAUUGGCAUCUGCUACCACAUGACCGGCGAGAUGGCCACCGAGCGAGAGAUCGGCAUGUCGCAGCUCAUCGACGCCAUGGUGCCGACCAGGUAUCUCUGGCAGCCACAGGUGAUCCGGUUCCUGUCGCAUCACAUUGCUUUCACGAUUGUGUAUCUGCCCGGAUGGGUCAUCAGUUCCCUCAUCGUCGCCCGUGGUGUCUUUGCUCACUCGAACGUCGCAGUGGUGAUCAUCCUCUUCAUCCUGACCGGCCUGUCGUUUGCGUCCAUGUCCAUACUUGGUGCUUCGUUCUUCCACAAGUCACAGCUGUCCGGGGUCGUCAGCAUCAUCGCAUACCUGCUCCUCGGCAUCCUCGCACAGUCGCUGACCGCUCCCGGAACCGGCACCGUCGCAGUCUUGAGCUUGCUGUUCGCGCCGUGCAACUUUGUCUGGCAGAUCACCAACAUUGCCAGAUUUGAACAGGCCCUGCAGCCCACGGAUCUGGUCAGGGUUGCCCCCGGAAGUCCGUGGCAAUUACCUGGCAUCGUCCUGUGGGUGUUUCUUAUCAUUCAGAUUUUCGCAUAUGCUAUUCUCGGCUCGCUCGUGGAGCGCUGGCUGCACAGCUCUGCCACCAAGGGCCGCAACAUUCUUCGUAACCCGGCCGAGCCACCACAAGAGGCUGUCCGCCUGGAUGGUCUUACCAAGGUGUACGCGCCGGGUUUCGUCCGGAAGCUCUUCUCCUUCAUCGCGAAACCCAGGGAGCCUGUCUUGGCUGUGAACAAUCUCAGCCUGGUUGCCGGCCGUGGGCAGAUCCUCGCCCUGCUCGGUGCCAAUGGAAGUGGCAAGAGUACAACCCUAGACUCCAUUGCUGGCAUCACCAAGCUUAGCAGCGGCGGCAUCACGAUUGACGGUACCGGCGGAAUUGGCAUUGCGCCCCAGAAGAAUGUCAUGUGGGACCAGCUGACGGUGGAGGAGCAUAUCAAGAUCUUCAACCGAUUGAAAUCGCCCAACAACCCUGCCUCCAGGCAGGAGAUUCGCGAUCUCGUCAAUGCCAUCGACCUAGGCCAGAAGCGCAAGGCUCUGUCCAAGACUCUGUCUGGUGGGCAAAAGAGAAAACUGCAGCUCGGCAUGAUGUUGACUGGUGGAAGUGCGGUAUGCUGCGUCGACGAGGUAUCCUCCGGUAUCGACCCUCUGUCCCGGCGUAAGAUCUGGGACAUCCUCCUCGCCGAGAGAGGCAAGCGCACCAUUAUCCUGACAACACACUUCCUCGACGAGGCCGAUCUCCUCGCUGAUCACAUCGCCAUCUUGUCCAAGGGCUCCCUGCGCGCCUCGGGUACCUCCGUCGAACUCAAGGACAAGUCCGGUGCGGGAUACCGCGUGCACGUGUUCAACGCGCGCGAGGUCAAAAAUGCCCCCGACGUCGAGGGUGUCGAGCGCAAGGUGUCCUUUGACGUGAUUAGCUAUCUGGCGCCGACAUCCCAGCUCGCCGCGCAGGUGAUUCGCAAGCUCGAAGCGGGCGGGAUCACUGAUUACAAGUUCUCCGGCCCGACGAUUGAGGACACCUUCCUGCAAGUUGCCGAGGAGGUCAGGGACGAGGUUGCCGCUGGUAAGGUCGAGCAUGCUGCGGUCAGCGGCAUGUCGACCAAGGAGCGAGGUGCGACGACUCCUGAGGACUCGGACAGUCCUGAGAAGGCGGACCUCGAGCUCCUAGCUGGCCGCCCGAUCGGAUUCGUCCAGCAGACGUGGAUCCUCAUCCUCAAGCGCUGUGUUGUGUUCAAGAAGAACUGGUUCCCCUAUGUCGUUGCCUUCUUCAUCCCCGUCAUCGCUGCCGCGCUGACGCAGCUGUACGUGCGGAACUCGAGCGCCGUCAGCUGCCAGCCUCCACAGAAGGACACUGCUGUCUCGACCGGCUUUACAAAACUGUACAAUGAUUUGUACAUGGUGGGCGGGCCGUCGUCGCAGUUUGGCGCGGAGGAGCUGCAGCGGGUCUUUGGACCAAGUUUCGGCUCCAACCCGGUCGUCUCCGGCAUUGCUGUGCAAGCGUUCAUCAAUGGCUUGCACCUGGUCGACUCUCUGCCCGACUUUGAACAGUACAUCGAGGUCAACCGCAAGAAUGUCACGCCCGCAGGCUGGUGGCUCGGUGCGGACAACACGACACCGACUCUCAGCUACUUCGGCAACUUUGGCAGCGUCCUCACGGGUAUCUUUGGUCUGAAUGCCCUUGACAUGAUGCUGGCCAACAUGACGAUCCACACGACGUAUGCCAGUUUCGAUAGCCUGUGGCAGCCUACCGUCGAGAACGCCUUCCAACUGCUCGUGUACUUUGGUCUGGCGUCCACCGCGUUCCCGGGCUUUUUCGCGCUCUACCCGAAUAUCGAACGGAGGCGCAAUGUACGUGGGCUGCAGUACUCGAACGGUGUGCGAUCCUUGCCGCUCUGGUUGGCACAUCUGGCCUUUGACUUCUCCAUCGUUCUGGUGGCUGCGGCUGUCACUAUUGGCAUCUUUGCAGCCACGUCUUCAGUCUGGUUCCAUGUUGGCUAUCUGUUUGUCGUCUUCAUGCUCUACGGCCUCGCGACGAUUCUGUUCGGCUACGUCGUUUCGCUGUACUGCCGGUCUCAGUUGGCGACGUACGCCAUCGCCGCGGGCAGUCAGGCUGUCGGCUUCCUCGUUUAUCUGAUCGCAUAUCUUUCUAUCAUGGUAUAUGCUCCUGCACCCACCGUCGAUCGUGCGAUCGUGAUCGCACAUUUUGUCCUCUCGGCGCUCUUCCCGAUCGGCUCUCUUAUUCGCACGUUGUUUGUCACGCUCAACUUGUUCUCCAGCUCGUGCUCAGGUGAGGCGUUCACGAGCAACCCGUCGGGCAUGCUCUUCUACGGCGGCCCGAUCUUGUUCCUGGUGGUCCAGUCUGUCCUCUUAUUCCUUUUCCUGCUGUGGAACGACAGCGGCGCCAGCCGGAUGCUGGGCAGGUUCGUAGGACGCCGGGCCAAGUCGACCAAGAUUGAUGGCGAAGAGCCAGACGAGGAGAUCAUCAAGGAAGUCGAGCGCAUCGACGGCGCCGCCACGGGAACCACGGAACACUCUGACGGGCUGCAGGUCAAGCACCUGACCAAGUCGUUUGGCAAGAACACAGCCGUCGACAACGUCACGUUCGGCAUCCAGCACAGCGAGGUGUUUGCGCUGCUCGGCCCCAACGGCGCAGGCAAGUCGACCACCAUUUCGCUGAUCCGGGGCGACAUCCAGCCGUCGCGGAACGGCGGCGACGUGCUGCUCGAGAAGACGUCCAUCACGCGGCACUGGGCCGCCGCGCGGUCGCACCUGGGCGUGUGCCCGCAGUUUGACGCGAUCGACAACAUGACGGUGGUCGAGCACCUGCGCUUCUACGCGCGGAUCCGGGGCGUCUCGGACGUCGAGCACAACGUCAAGGCGGUGCUCGCGGCCGUGGGGCUCUCGUCGUUCCAGACGCGCAUGGCCGCGGCCCUCUCGGGCGGCAACAAGCGCAAACUCUCGCUGGGCAUCGCGCUCAUGGGCAACCCGUCGGUCGUCCUGCUCGACGAGCCCUCGUCGGGCCUCGACGCCGCCGCCAAGCGCAUCAUGUGGCGCACCCUGGGCGCCAUCGUCCCCGGCAGGUGUAUCCUGCUCACCACGCACUCGAUGGAGGAGGCCGACGCGCUCGCCACCCGCGCGGGCAUCCUGGCCAAGCGCAUGCUCGCCCUGGGCACCGUGGACAACCUGCGCACCCGCUUCGGCGACGCCCUGCACGUCCACCUCGUCAGCUCGUCCGCGCCGCACUCGACCGACGCCGAGAUGCAGCGCAUCCGCGACUGGGUCCUCGCCCAGUGGCCCGGCGAGGGCGUCGUCGACGUCGAGAGCAAGACGUACCACGGCCAGAUGCGCUUCUCCAUCCCCGCGAGCGCCAUUCCCGCAGCCGCGCCGCCGGCAACGACACAAACCACCCCAGCCACCGGCGCCGACAACACCAUCACCACUACUGCAACGACUACUACUACGACAACCACCGCCCGGGCAGACGGCAGCGCGAUAGGGCGGCUGGUCGUGCUGCUCGAGGAGAACAAGCGCGCCUUGGGCAUCGAGCACUACAGCGUGACCCCGACAACGCUGGACCAGGUGUUCCUCACCAUCGUCGGGCGGCACAACGUCCUGGAGGAAGGGUACAAGAAGGAAGGUGAUGAGAAGAAGAAGGGUUUCUGGAAGUGGAAGUGAUCCCAACCUCCGCUUCCUUCCAAGUCAAGAUGUAAUUAAUUUAUUAGAAGUGGUCAAAUACAACACACAUAAAUACCUUGUGUAUAUAGAGACGUAUUGAAGAAGCACAGAUGCACAUUUCACGG